Messenger RNA from Saprolegnia parasitica CBS 223.65, 1563 nucleotides. RefSeq lists its product as hypothetical. Lineage: Eukaryota; Oomycota; Saprolegniomycetes; Saprolegniales; Saprolegniaceae. The record is from RefSeq and is a predicted model, not a curated record. The coding region runs from base 1 to 1563 and encodes 520 amino acids. The transcript has a single exon.
AUGGCGCAGAACGUCGUCGCGCUUCUUGUCUUCGCGCUCGCGGUCGCUGUGCUGGGCCAGAGCAGCACGGGCAUCGCCACGACGUACGGUGGGCCCGAAGGGUCGCCGCCGGGCGACGGCAACUGCAACCUCAUGGACUGGCUGCCCAUGUCCACGAACGGCUACCACGUCGCGAUCAACACGGUGCAGUGGGCGCUCGGCAAGCACUGCGGCCGCUGCGUCCAAAUCCAGUGCGUCGACGCUGGCUGCACCAAAAAUACGGUGGCCGUCGCGCAGAUCACGGACCACUGCCCCGGCUGCGAGAACGGCGACCUCGACAUGGCCCUGCCCGUGUUCCAGGCGACCACGGGCCAUACGACGGGUCGCUGGAAGGUCCAGUGGAGCUUCGUCGAUUGCCCCGUCCAAGGCGGCGUCAAGAUCUGCGCCAAGGUCGGCAGUUCUCAGUGGUGGCUUGCGGUCCAGCCGACCAACACGGUCAACGGCGUCGCCAGCAUGUCGGUCAAUGGCCCGACCUGCCCGCUCUUUGGCGGCACGGCAUACUACUUCCAGGCGCAGCAGACCGCGCCGCUCGGGUCGACGCAGAUCAGCAUGACGUCGUUCUCGGGUGACAUGAUCACAGCCAACGUCGCGCUCCAGCCCGGCCAGUGCACGCAGCUCUCCCAGCAGUUCAAGACGGGCGGCGCCUCGCCUGCCAACCCGCAACCUCAGCCGCAACCCCAGCCGCAGCCAGCGCCGCAGCCGGCGCCGGCGUCCGUGCCAGUAGCCCCCUUGUCCAUCGCGUCGCGCUUGCAGCUGCCGCUGACGCUGACGACGUCGUCGAGCAAAGGCAUCUUGGAGUACUACUCUGGUAUCUACAUGGGCGACAACACGUACUCGGCCAACUUUGUCUGGACGUACAACGCCGGGACGCAGCAGCUGCAGAGCCGCAGCGCGCCCAACCAGUGCCUCGACGCGUACCGGGGUGGCGACGGCAACAUGUACUUGCACACGUGGACCUGCGACGAGAGCAACAGCAACCAAAAGUGGAUCGUCUCUGGCUCCAGCGUCAAGCACGCGACGCACAACAACCUGUGCAUGGACGCGAACCCGUCAGCGGCCAACAACGCCGUCCAGGUCUGGCCCUGCGUCCUUGGCAACAGCAACCAGAUGAUCGCGGUCGCCUCCGUCAUGCUGCACGUUGGCAUCUCGAUGCGCAGCCAGAACGUGGUCUUUGCCGCCAACCAAGACUCGAGCGUGAGCUUUCGGCCGCCGAGCCCGUCGUUCAACGCGCUCGCGAGCGACCAAGGCGCGCUCUGGACCUUUGACCACGUGCAGAACACCAUCAAGUCGGAGCUCACGGGGCUCUGUCUCGACGCGUAUCGCGGCUCGAACGGCGCGCCCGUCCACACCUACUCGUGCAGUCUCUCCAACGGCAACCAGCAGUGGCAGUACGACCCGUCGAGCAAGGCCAUCAAGCACAUGAUCCACAAAGGCUUCUGCCUCGACAUGGACCUCGGGUCCAAGAAGGCCCAGCUGUGGCAGUGUAGUGGCGGCGCGUCCCAGCAAUUUGGCUAUGAAAAGUAA